CCUCCGGAAACGUUUUGCUGUGGCUCCCGUCGCUCCUCGCAGCCAAGAAGCCUCCGCCGGCUGCACAGCCCGUUCAGUUCUGAGGGAGCCCCAAGGCGAGGCAGGGCUCUGCAGCUUCUUUGGGAUCUUCAAAGCCCGGCCCUGUCCUUGCUGAAGGGAAAGAGCCACGGGCAGCUUCUCGUCUUCCCUCAGAGUUCGUACUCUUUGCUGUAUCCCAAGCAAAGGAAAAAAAAUUGCGAGAUUUGCAGCCCUGCCUGGAUAGCUGAUUUCGUUUUCCAAACGCUUUCAUUAACUUCUGGUUCUGGCAUAGAAAGUGCCUUCCGAAGAUCAAAUGUGAUAGGAAUGGAAACAGAAAAUAUAAGAAGCAAAAUUAUGGAGAAAGAAACUACUGAACAAAGAAAGGAACGAGAAAAAAAGAAAAGAUCUAGAGUUAAACAAGUGCUUUCAGAUAUAGCAAAGCAAGUUGACUUCUGGUUUGGUGAUGUUAAUCUUCACAAAGACAAAUUUCUUAGAGAACAAAUAGAAAAAUCUAGAGAUGGAUAUGUUGACAUAUCACUUCUGAUUUCUUUCAACAAAAUGAAAAAAUUAACCACUGACAGAAAAUUGAUAGCACGAGCAGUUAAAAGUUCAUCUGUUGUAGAAUUGGAUUUAGAAGGAAUCAGGAUCAGAAGGCGGCAACCUUUGGGUGAUGAACCAAAAGAUGUGGAUAGUCGUACCGUAUAUGUGGAAUUGCUUCCUAAAAACGUCAAUCACAGUUGGAUUGAACGAGUAUUUGGAAAAUGUGGCAAUGUAGUUUAUAUCAGCAUUCCUCGCUAUAAGACUUCCAAAGAUCCUAAAGGAUUUGCAUUUGUGGAAUUUGAAACAAAAGAACAAGCUGAAAAAGCUAUAGAGUUCUUGAAUAACCCACCAGAAGAUGCACCAAGAAAACCUGGUAUGUUUCCCAAAACAAUAAAAAACAAAGCCGUUCCCACAUUACCUACAAGUGAUUCUACUGUAGUUGAAGAAAAGAAGAAGAAGAAAAAGAAAAAAUCUAAAACAAAGAAGGAAAACAGCCAAUCAAACACUGGAGCAAAAGAUGUAUACAUGACCAGUUCUACAGAAUACACAAAAAGUCAUAGGACGAUAUCAGAGAGUUCUGAAACAGACUUGUCAGAAAUCCAAAGACACUCUUCAAAGAAAGAAAAGAAGAAACUUGAUAAAACACAAAGCUCAGGCCUAGGAGAAACUAGAUCAGGAAAGAGGAAACGGAAUCGCUCUGAUGAUGGAGAGAUGUCAGUUGUAAAAGUGAAGAAAAUUUCUCAGAAAGAUAAUGUUCACUCUGCAAAGGAGCAUUCAGCAGGGCUGGAGGAUUCCAAAGAAAUUUCUACUGAAGAAGAGAGAGAGAUUGGUGAUAAGAAAGAAACUUCUCUUUCAAAGUCUAAAAGAAAACACAAGAAGAAACAUAAAGAGAGACAUAAGAUGGGAGAAGAAGUUAUUCCACUGAGAGUUCUCUCAAAGAAUGAAUGGAUGCAGCUGAAGCAAGAGUAUUUGACCCUACAGAAAGCGAGCAUGUCAUCCCUGAAAAAAGCAAUGACCAAAGCAAACACUGUGCCUCUUGGAACAAUGGAAAUAGAUGUCUGCCCAGCAGAUGACUCUGCAACAAGAAAUGGCAAAUGUAUUAGCAACAAUGAUUUAGCUCCUGCUGAAAAGAUUCAUCCAAUGGGACCCCAGUUUGAGAGUGGAGUGAUUGUGAAAAUCCUUGGUACUGAUCCACUGCCAGGCAGGAAACACAUCAAGGACAUGCUAACAACACUCGCUGAUGUUGCUUAUGUUGAUCUGCUGGAAGGAGAUACAGAAUGUCACGUACGGGUUAAAACACCUGGAGAUGCACAACUUUUAAUAAACUCACAUAAAGACCUGCAGACAAAGAACAACUGGAAACUUGAGAUCCUUACAGGUGAUCAUGAACAAAGAUACUGGCAGAAGAUCCUAGUGGACCGACAAGCUAAACUGAAUCAACCUAGAGAAAAGAAGAGAGGCACAGAAAAACUGAUAGCAAAAGCUGAAAAAAUGAGACUGUUAAAGACUCAAGAGAUAAGCAAGCAUAUACGUUUCUCUGAGGAUGAGUAAAUUUACGACUUACAUGAAAUGCUUAUAAGGAGAGGAAAUAAACUUACAUUAAAGUAUCUCAUUGUUUCAUAAUGCAAUCAGACAAAUGAGAUUGUGCUGAAUUUGACAGAAUGGAAUACUACUUGAGCCUGUUUGGAAGGAAUACAUUGAACAAGCUCCUGUAUGUAUGUUUGCACAAAUAUUUAGUACACUGAAUUUUUAUAAACUGUUGCAAGAAUGAAAUAAAAAACUGAAAUAUUUGUUUCUUAAAAUAAAUGGAAAUGAGACAUCCUAAAAAGUGCUUAAAA
This is a messenger RNA of Pseudonaja textilis, 2396 nucleotides long. Lineage: Eukaryota; Metazoa; Chordata; Lepidosauria; Squamata; Elapidae. The record is from RefSeq and is a predicted model, not a curated record.